AUGGACAUAGCCGUCCUGCCAAACAACAAUCAUCCAGAGAAAUUCCUGCAGCUGGAUGUGGGAAUGUUGCCGGCCACACAUGGAAUGUUCCAGAUUGGUGCUGCGUUGUCUGGACAAAGACAGUGGCAGAACAAGAUGUACUCGCAGGGAAGGGAGAAAGAAAUGGAAGGAAAGCUAUCAGCAGACAGUCAUGUGUUUGAAGACAGAGAGCUGGAGAAACACAUCACUCCUCAAACCCUGAAACCAAAGAUCAAGCAGAACCCUCUCUUCUCUCAUAUCAACAUCAUUGACAUAGAGGAGAACAAGUCCAAGCCAUCCUGGACCAUUCAGGACUAUGACAGACACACUGCACAUGGUCAGCUGGCUGACUACAUGAAGGAGGACCCAAAAGAGCUGAGCUUCUGGCUGGAAGAUCUCUACACCCCUGGUUAUGAUUCACUGCUCAAGAAGAAAGCAGCUGAAAUGAAGAGGAACAAAAUUUGUAAAACGCUUGCAGCCAUCAUUCUGUUAGUUUGUGUGGUUGUGAUUAUUAUUACAGUGCCAAUAGUGGUAACACGAUCAAGAGACUGAUGGAGCUAUGACAAGCACUAAAACUGCCUCUAUUCCAACAACAAUCUGACAAUUCAGGUGAACAACAGCAAGCACUUCACAUUAUGUACAUGUCCUAUAAUAUCGACGGGGGUGUCAGUAUGAUGACUGGUAUGUUGUCUGAAUUGCAUUUUGUCUGUUGUGAUUAAACUUAAUCCACCAGGCUUGUGGUUCACUAAAAACUAAGGAAUAGCCACAUUGUUCUGUUUUGUUAUUACAACCAUUAUUAAUGUUUAGGUUUUUUUUUUAACAGCCAGCUGGGAUAACAACUGGUCUUAUGAUGAUAAAUAUAUUUUAAAAUGCAAUUAUUUAAAUGGAAUUUAAUUGAAAUUGGAUUACCACUCAUCUGGAGUCUCAGCACGCUGGCCUGUGUCGAGACAAUGGACUGUUAUUAAGGGAAGUGGAGUGUUUACAUUUCAAUAUCAAUUCUACUUACCUGCUGGUUUCUUGCUCUGCUGUUUUAAAUAAACAUUGUAAAUGAGCAUACCUGCACAGUAAAUAACCCCGGUGUUAAAUCAACACCGCUUGGUGUUAAAAGUAAUUAGAGUUAAUUAGGUACUUCAAUAGUUAAUUAAGAGAUAAAUUUUCGAUCACUGAAGACACCUUAUGAUAAC
Molecule: messenger RNA, 1202 nt
Organism: Sinocyclocheilus rhinocerous
Lineage: Eukaryota; Metazoa; Chordata; Actinopteri; Cypriniformes; Cyprinidae
Gene: minar2
Product: membrane integral NOTCH2 associated receptor 2
Exons: 3
Coding region: 1-570 (189 amino acids)
Source: RefSeq, a predicted model, not a curated record